UGCGGUUUGCUGCCCCACAUCCUGAUUGCUGGGCGUUGAGCUUCUACAGUUCUCUGCUUUGUGACGGUGUGGCCGCGUUUCUUUCACUUUCAUAGAGGUUCAUGUUUUUGCAGAAGGUUUUUGGGGAGAUAAAGUCCAUGCAAAGUUGUGAGUAAGAUGCCUUAUGCUGAAACUGAAGCUAAGUUCUUGGGACCUGGAGAAGAACUAACAAGUGAACCAUGCUAUAAAAAAUUAAAGACAACUGUAGAGACUUAUGUUUUCCCUCAUCACAGGAGUUCUGAUUUUCACAAAAUCCAACCGAGAACUGAAAAUAAUUGGGUGGUCAUAAUUGAUGACAAAGGACAGAGGCAUCCUCAGGAGGACAAAACUAAAACUACAGAUUUGCUGAAACCUUUGCAUGAUGAGAUGCCUGGUAAUGGACGAGACGUUAUCGAAUCCAUUGGUUCACGAGUUUUACAGGAUGGAAAUCCUCCAUUAGUGUCUACAGAUGAUGAAAUAUAUAGCACAAGUAAAGCGUUCAUAGGACCCAUUUACAAACCCCCUGGGAAAAAGAAAUGCAAUGCAAGAAGGAAAGAAAUAGACACUCUCAGUGAUAUAAAUGGCAAAGGAAGAGGAGAGGAGAAACAGAAAUUUAACUCCAAAAAGUCAGAGAUUGAUACUGAAUUAUCCCAGUUUUACAAAGAAAUCCAAGAGCUUGAAAAUGAAAAAGAUGAUUCAGAAAGCAGUUGCAAGGAACCUGAACCUUCUCAAGAACAAGUUAUUCCAUAUCAGGGCUAUAAUAAUGAUGUUUUAAAAUCCGAUGAAGAAAAUAAAGAUCUCAGUAAUGCUUUUCAGUCAUAUUGUGGUUAUCAGCAGUACGUGGGGAAUGAGCCAAGUCAAUAUCCCUUCCAUGAACAAGUGAUACCUACAUUUUGUGAUCCUUCAUUUACUUCCCUCAGGCCUGAAUGGCAGUCAGUGCAUCCAUUUAUAAUACCCCAUGAUCCUCCUCUUCCCAGUUACCAUUUAAACAUUCAAAGAUUCAGUGCUCCACCAAAUCCACCACAAAUACCUGCUCAAGAUGACUCUCACAUACAAAACGGGUAUUAUGUAAAUAGUUGUCAUGAUAACUGGAAUUGUUUGACUUUUGAUCAGAACAAUGAAUAUAAUGACUAUAGUGAAAAUAGUAGUGUUCAUCCCUCCAGAAAUGGUUACAGUAUGCAAGAUGGAUAUGUGACUGAUAGUUUUUGUGAAAUCAGAGAAUGCUGGAAAGAUCCUUAUAUGGACAGAUUUGUGGACCAGCAGUUGCAAGAAGAAAAGUUAAAUAAAUUGCAGAAGUUACUUAUUCUUUUGAGAGGUCUGCCUGGUUCUGGGAAAACAACGUUGUCUCGAAUUCUGCUUGGUCAGAGUCGCGAUGGCAUUGUGUUCAGCACUGAUGACUAUUUUCAUCAUCAAGAUGGGUACAGGUAUAAUGUUAAUCAACUUGGUGAUGCCCAUGAUUGGAACCAGAACAGAGCAAAACAAGCUAUUGAUCAGGGGAGAUCUCCAGUUAUAAUAGACAACACUAACACACAGGCUUGGGAAAUGAAACCAUAUGUGGAAAUGGCCAUAGGAAAAGGAUACAGAGUAGAGUUUCACGAACCUGAAACUUGGUGGAAAUUUGAUCCUGAAGAAUUAGAAAAGAGGAAUAAACAUGGUGUGUCUCGAAAGAAGAUUGCACAGAUGUUGGAUCGUUACGAAUAUCAAAUGUCCAUCUCUAUUGUAAUGAAUUCAGUGGAACCACCACAGAAAAGCACACAAAGACCCCCUCCUCCACAGGGGAGACCGAGAGAAAGACUUUUGAAGAAAAUGGGGCACAGGCUCAGCCAAACCAAACAGAAGAGAAAUAGAAAAAAAAACAGAAAGUAUAACAAUCUUAGUGAAAUCAUGGAUGAAAACUCACUUGAAACCUUAUGUUAUCUUACGCCAGGAGAUCAGCACCCACUUCAGAGUGAAAAGGAAGAUUUUGAAGAGACAAAAACAGGGUGUUCCUUCACUGGUGGCCUACAAAAUGAGUUUGGAGAUUUUGUGAAUGUCUGUAAAGAAAAAAGUUGGAAAAACAUAGAUCCUGAAGAUAGUUUUAAAAAUGUUAAGUCUGCAGUUGAAUUGGACAACACAUCAAAGAAUUGCUUCCCUAAGGAAGAUGAUGGCUUGUUUCUUACUUUGUCAUCAAUGCCAAAUGAAAGCUCUUUUAUUUGUCCCACAGGGACUCAAAAUUUUUCCUGGAUCACAAGGGAUGACUGCUCUGGCAUGGAGGUAGAAAAGCAUAUGGGAGAUAGGUAUAACUUGGCAUUAGAUGCACAGGACCUAUUUGCUGAAACCCCAUGUUCAGUUAUGCAGAAGACAGAGGUGGUAGAUCAAAGAUUGCCAAGUGAACCAGUUUUGUGCCAUCAGCAUAGAUCCAGAACCUCACAGAAAGUCUUAAGAGAGGAACAAGGAGUACAAACAACUAGAAACAAUUAUUGGGCUUUUUUCACAACCAAUUUAUCUGAUGAAGAAUUACAGCUAGGCUCUGAGAGACAAUCGUAUUUUGGUAGCUGGCCUGAGGGACCUCAUAAAUUUGUGUGUGAACAGAGACCAAAGAAAGACAGAUCAUGUAAACUGGCCUGUCCUGACAGCAAGGAGCAACUGAUAAAAUUGAUCUCCACUUCUGAAGGAACAUCGGUACCAGGAAACAGCCCAGAAAUAUUGAUAGAGGAGAAAUUACUGAUAGAAAAUGAAGAUUUGUCACUUACAACUGAAACUAUAGAUCCAUUCAGAGAACCAGAAACAAAUAACUUUGUAAGCUGCUUACAUCAACUGGAUGAAUCAACAGAGAGUAACAAAAGGAGGCAGAAAAGGAUUUUCAAUUUGGCACCAAAUUUUAGCUUACUGGGACAGAGUCAUAUCAGUGCAAAAGACAGGGAGGAACACUUCCUGUUAUCAGAAAACCAUGGACUGAACAUCAUUUUAGGAGAAGGAAAACAUAGAAUUUCAGAAAUAACUAACACACCAGAGAAAAAGCAAAAAAUUAUGACCUUUGAUCAUCAUCCAUUGUAUUUUUACCUUGAUAUUAUCAACGAUUCCUUUCUAAUGAAGGGUGAACAGUUUUAUUCUCUUUACUUGUCACUUAAUAGACUAGGUCAUGCUGUGUAUUUUUACAAAAACCCUGUUCCUUCUCUUGUGCUACAUUAUAUAUCUAGCUUUUGGAUGGUAUCUUGUACCAGCAAGAAAACAUUUUUGACUUUCAAAUCUCAGACAAUAAUAGGUAACAGACUAAAUGAUAUAGAGUUUAUUUCCUCAGAAAAUUUAAGUAGCCAGCCUGAUACUUUGUGCUGUUUGAAGGCUACUUCUGAUACUCAGUUUUUAAAUGAAAGAACUGGUGAGAAGAUGAAGAGUUGCGAAGAAUCUAAGCCGUUACAGUAUUUACCAACUGAGGAUCACCAAGAUUUAAGGAGCAUUGAUUUUAAUCCCCUUUGGCUACCGUUAUCACAAGGGUUUGCCUUUCAACUAGUUAAGCUUUUUGGAGCUCCUGGAGUGCCAAUGGAAACCUUGUUGCCUGAUGACUAUAUGAUUCCCCUUGACUGGAAGACACUGAAGAUGAUCUAUUUGCAAUGGAAGAUGUCAGUAGAGAAAAGACAGAAGAAUAAGAAGAAUACGUUAAAAUGAAAAUCCCUUGAACACUGACUCUGUGGCCUCGGAGGUGCUGUUGCAGAUCCCGAUCAUGGAGAAAAUCAGAGCUCAGUGCUGACUUGAAGGAUUCCAUCCAGGAUAUACCCACUGGCAACCCACGCUAGUGUGGAUGAUCUGUCCAACUGUUCUUGAUAAGUUGUCUGAAUAAUAAAAAUCUCAACUGAAGAGGUAACAGUUUAAACACCUUAUUAUCUGAUUUGAAGAUGCUUGAGUAACUUUGUUUUAUAGAAGAAAAUAAGGCACAGAAAACUCAAGAAGCUUAUUUUUGAAAUUGCAUUAGGUUUGGAAGGGUAAGCCCUAUGUCCAGGUAUUGAUUUAUGAUCACAUUGCUAGAGUUCUAAAAUCCAAAAGGCUCUGAAAACCAAAAGUUUUUCCAAUUUUUUUAUUGUAAUAAAAUGCACAAUAAAAUUUAUCAUCUUAAUCACUCUUAAGUAUAGUAUAAUACAUUACUAAUAUCCCAUUAUCACCACCAUCCAU
Molecule: messenger RNA, 4164 nt
Organism: Castor canadensis (American beaver)
Lineage: Eukaryota; Metazoa; Chordata; Mammalia; Rodentia; Castoridae
Gene: N4bp2l2
Product: NEDD4 binding protein 2 like 2
Biological process (GO): negative regulation of transcription by RNA polymerase II
Cellular component (GO): nucleus
Molecular function (GO): transcription corepressor activity
Source: RefSeq, a predicted model, not a curated record